CGUCUAACAAUUUAUUGGAUGAUUCUUGAUUAUCUUACGACAUGUCUUAAACUUCGAGAGUAUAAAAGAUCCUGUUCAGGCGCUGGUCAGUUAGCUUGUGUUCCGGUAGUCUAGCUCCUCGCCCCGACAAGAAAGUAUUGGUGAUCCGUCCACACUCGAAAGAACAUACUCUAUUAUUGCUAGUUGAGUGGAAAUCCCGAAACUGAUAAAUUACAUCCAUCUUCACUAUGACUCUGAAGUAUCUCAUCACCGGCGCUACGGGUGGUCUUGGCUCUCAAGUACUGUCCUACCUUGUUGCCAAUGUCCCCGCAUCACAUUACGCAGCCGCAUCUUCAAGCGAAGCCAAUCGCAAGCGAUUCGAAGACAAAGGCAUCGCCUUUCGCGUUGUCAACUACGAUGAUCCCCAAAGCCUGGAGGCCGCUUUCCAGGAUGUCGAGAAUCUCUUGUUUGUGAGCACCAACACCUUCGACGUCGCGAAGCGAGAGAAACAACAUCAAAACUUUGUCGAUGCGGCGAAGAAGAUGAAUGUCAAGCAUGUGUGGUAUACAUCUCUUGCCUUUGGCGGGUUCGGGACCUCUGAGGCAGAUGUGCAAAGGGCCCAUCUGCUGACCGAGGAGAUGAUGCGCAAGUCUUGCAUCAAUUACACCUCCAUCCGCGAAGGCCUUUACACCGAGGCAUUCCCCGUCUUUAUGAACUGGUAUCCCAACACCUCAGUCAUGCAUCUCACGACCGACGGACCGAUUGCCUUUACCCUGCGCACCGAGCUAGGAGAGGCCACCGCGCGAUUGAUGAUUCAAGGAGGUCACGACAAGGAAAUCGUGCUUCUGACGGCUCAACAAACCAUCACCUUCUCCGAGAUUAUCGACGUCAUCAAUGAGACCACGGAUCGAAACGUGCGGGUGGAAUUCGUUUCUCCCGAGGAAUUCGUGCGAUUGAAGGCUACUAACGACGAAGGUGGCAAACCAGAGGCAUUUUUCCAGAAGCUGGAGUCGUGGCACCAGGCAAUUGGCAAGGGAGAAGCUGCCACGACGGAUCCGUUGAUGGCGGAAUUGCUGGGGAGGGAACCCACGCCGCCCCGUGAAGCGAUACGGAGAUUGUUGAGGGAAAAUCGCAACUAUGAGUGGCACCAGAACUAUGUGAAUCGGGGCUAAAGUGGUAGUAGUCAGUAUGGAACAAGCAUCAAGGAGAACAUGUUUAUCAUUCCAGGCGUCGUGAUUCGUUGCAUGUGAGUGUCGGGAAAGACGGUGCCAGUGCACCGAGGCAGCAACUCGAGUCUGGAGGGAUGACGGCGGGCCUUGGGUUCGGCCGGGGAAACGUUUCUUGUUUGCUCGGCAACCCAGUCGGGAGUUGCUGCCUUGUUGUAGCCUGAGGAGGUCGCCUGUUGGAAACGGCGAGAAUUGUAUAUACGAGACAGUUUGCAUGAGGAUGAUGUUGGAUAUAGCUUCAAAUUUAUCUAAUUAGUGUUCCUCCUCUUUU
Penicillium brasilianum is the source of this 1476-nucleotide messenger RNA. NCBI's taxonomy places the organism in Eukaryota, Fungi, Ascomycota, Eurotiomycetes, Eurotiales, Aspergillaceae. The record is from the annotation of a GenBank genome assembly.